AUGUGGUGGCUGCCACUUGUCGUCGUUCUGCCUUUGGCAUCAUCCAGUUGCCCGUUUGGUUUCGUCUAUCAGGAGCAGUUCAACAGAUGCUACAAGUUCACCAAGACCCAUCAAAGCUUCUAUAUGGCCGAGGAAACCUGCCAAGAGACAAGCGCCCAUCUUGUCUCGAUUUUCAGCUCAGCCGAGAACUCUUGGCUUUCAAUGUACGCGUCGCAGCAAGGUAUAAAAGGUCCAUUCUACACGGGCCUGAAUCGACUCUCCCAAAGCGACUGGGCAUGGACCGACGGCAGUGGGCUCAGCUACUCCAGAUGGGCACCAGGAGAGCCGAACACUAGCGCUCAAUGUGCAGCUGAGAAUUCAACAGAUGCCACAUGGGUCAGUGUGUCCUGCUCUGACGCUUAUCCAUACGUAUGUGUUCAACAGUUGACGGUCCCGACGACGCCGACUUGUCCGCCACCACAGCAGCCUACGACCUGUCCAGCUUGCCCUGCUGUACCAGGACACUGCCCCUCUGAGUGGACCUAUUAUUCGAAAACCGAUGCUUGCUACAAGGCAUUCUUGGAUUCAGCUUUCGACCAAGCCGAAACCGUAUGUCAGUCAACAGGAGGACAUUUGACGUCUAUCCACAGUGAUGAAGAGACUUUAGGCUUGACACACAUGGGCAUUGAGUAUAGAACUGAGAAGCACCUGACAUGGAUUGGUUUGAGAAAGCCCAGCUUCCCAGCUAAUAGCACGUGGGUAUGGACCGAUGGAUCUGUGGUUGACUAUCUUCUGUGGGCUCCUGGGAAACCACAAGACAUCACUGCAUUAACACUUACUCGCUACAGAUCUGACAAAAGACCGGAUUUUUCGAAACGUUGA
This is a messenger RNA of Ostertagia ostertagi, 861 nucleotides long. The record is from the annotation of a GenBank genome assembly. Lineage: Eukaryota; Metazoa; Nematoda; Chromadorea; Rhabditida; Trichostrongylidae.